Molecule: messenger RNA, 498 nt
Organism: Pseudozyma hubeiensis SY62
Lineage: Eukaryota; Fungi; Basidiomycota; Ustilaginomycetes; Ustilaginales; Ustilaginaceae
Product: transmembrane GTPase
Exons: 1
Coding region: 1-498 (165 amino acids)
Source: RefSeq, a predicted model, not a curated record
AUGUGGACGUGCGGUUUGCGCCUGCCAUUUGUGGCUUUCUCGCCUCGACCCCCAGUCUCGCCGAGCUUCUGCCGACGAUCUCUGUACCCUUGCGCCACAGCGAAUCAGCGCACUGUCCAAAAGUCAAAACGAGUCUAUAGGACAGCAUCGAAGAAGCGGCUGUUCCGAAGAGCCGGCAGGACCGACAGAGUCCGACGAUCUGGCCUCCAAUCGCGCGCCGCGGGCGGAUUGCAGCAAAGUUUGACACAUGCACACCACGCUUGCAUCGACCUCGACAUCGCGGCCCGAGCACCGUUGGACCGGAUGUCGACUGCUGCCGGUGGCCGGGACGAUGCAAGCAAGCACGCCAACCCGCAGGGACCUUUUUGGCGCUUGAUCGGUAGCCGCAAGCAUCCCGAUCCGCAACCGAAAGACGCUUGGAAGUCGGGUCUGUACCGAUGCUCAGAUGUAACAGCUUUACAUUUUUUCCCCGACCGAGUUCCGCGAAGAAGGUCUUGA